AUGGACGUCUAGGCUUUCCUAAGACAUCAAGCUGAGUUGUGUGACUUCCCUGUAGCACUCUUGCGCUCCUUGCUGUGUGUAGACCAAUAAAUGAAUGAAAACAGCGGCUAAUGAGGCAGCUGACAUUAAAAUCCGGAGGUGGAAUCCAGACCCCUGUGGUGAGAUCCACGACUCUAGUGCCACUGCUGAUGGGCUGUGAGACAAGUGACUAAAAGAUCAGACUUUUUCUCAAGUUCUUUGAAGGUCUUAAGUAUGCACAUGACUGAGAAAGAGCUCUUGGACAAGUUUUUUUUAAAAAAUCCCAUAUCCAAUAACUCUCAAAUUAUUAGAGAUCUGCAUGAAGCUUAUAUUUUCUUUCAUAUGUUUAACAGAAAUGGUUAUUAGAGAGGUAGUGAAAUCAUCUUAGGUUACUGAGUCUUGAGUAACAGGUAAAUAUUUGGAGGUGGAGUGCAGAAGAACAGACUGUACAGUAUCUCUGGUGACUCUGGCGAGCCACAGGCUCUUAGUAACGCCCACUGAAGUGGUUUCCAACAGACUACAUAUCUAGGAAUGAAUAUUUGUUUGAGGUCAGAUUGGACUGAUCCGACUGAUCGUAUAAUUCAAUAUUUUUUUCCUCUGUAUGAGGACAUUACCUCAUACAGCUCAUAAUAAUCAUGAAUUUAAAAAACAACUAUAGCACUCAGUUUUCUUUUCCUCCAUCCAUAAAACAUAGACUCUAUAGAAGGUCACACCACAUGAAGUCUGGGACUCACCUAUGCAGCCCAAUAUGGGGGGAGGAAUAAGCGCUAAUUAUGAGAGGAGGCAACCUUUCCCAUCCCUCCUACCCACUUAACUCCUCAGUGUCUCCUCUGUAACAUUGGUAAUGUGAGCGUCGUAUAACCAACAAUAAAGCUCAAAUUCUGCAGUUACAAUCUUGGACAUUCUUGGAGCUUCUCUGCGGAGUAAACUGAACCACUUGUUUAGGAGUGAUCUUGUUAAGAAGUGCGCUAAGCAGAAUGUCCAACAACAUGGCCAAGAUCGCAGAAGCUCGGAAGACAGUGGAACAGUUAAAACUGGAGGUUAACAUCGACAGGAUGAUGGUGUCUAAAGCAGCCGCUGAGCUGAUGUCAUACUGUGAAUCUCACGCCAAAGAAGAUCCGCUCAUCUCUACUUUGCCCAACUCUGAAAACCCCUUUAGAGAGAAGAAGAUCUUCUGUGCAAUUUUGUAGAUUCCAGUUCAGUCGCCUAAUCACAUUUGACUGUUCACUUUAAUGGUAUUUACAGUGCUGCUUGAAAGUUUAACAAUUUUCUAUAUAUCUGCAUAAAUAUGAUGUAAAACAUCAUCAGAUUUUCACACAUGUCCUAAAAGUAGGCAAAGAGAACCCAAUUAAACAAAUGAGACAAAAAAUAUUAUAUUUUGCAAUUUAUUUAUUGAGGAAAAUUAUCUAAUAUUAUAUAUACUAUUAAUUCUGUGAGUUGCAAAAGUAUGUGAACCUCUAGGAUUAGCAAUUUAAUUUGAAGGUGACAUUAGAGUCAGGUGUUCAAUCAAUGGGAUGACAAUCAGGUGUGAGUGAGCGCCCAGUUUUACAUUUACAUUUAUUCAUUUAGAAGACGCUUUUUUCCAAAGCGACUUACAAAUGAGAAAAUACAAGCAAAAGUUUUAUUUAAAGAACAGAAAUCUAUCAGUCUGAUCUUCACAACACAUGUUUGUGAGAGUGUAUCAUGGCAUAAACAAAGGAGAUUUCUGAGUUACAGAAACAGUUACCGGAAACGUUUAGUUGCAGUUAUUGCUGCACAAGGGAGCCACACCAGAUACUGAAAGCAAACGUUCAUUUACUUUUGCCUCUCACAGAUAUGUAAUAUCUCCUCAAUAAGUUACUCAAUAUGUAAUAUGUUCCUCAAUAACUAAAUGGCCAAGUAUAAUAUUUUAGUCUCAUUAGUUAAAUCGGGUUUCCUUUAUUUACUUUUAGAACUCGUGUUAAAAUCUGAUGAUGUUUUAGGUCAUAUUUAUGAAGAAAUAUAGAAAAUUCUACACUGUAAAA
Ictalurus punctatus (channel catfish) is the source of this 2021-nucleotide messenger RNA. RefSeq names its product guanine nucleotide binding protein (G protein), gamma 8 (gene gng8). The coding region runs from base 996 to 1208 and encodes 70 amino acids. Gene Ontology annotation, cellular component: heterotrimeric G-protein complex. Gene Ontology annotation, biological process: G protein-coupled receptor signaling pathway. The transcript is spliced from 3 exons. The record is from RefSeq and is a predicted model, not a curated record. Lineage: Eukaryota; Metazoa; Chordata; Actinopteri; Siluriformes; Ictaluridae. Gene Ontology annotation, molecular function: G-protein beta-subunit binding.